AUGCCUUCAUAUCUCAUCACGGGAGUUUCUCGAGGACUCGGCUUCGGAUUCCUCAAGGUUCUUUCCGCCGACAAGAACAAUACCAUCAUCGGUCUUGUCCGCGACAAGAAAUCCACCGACGCAAAGGUCAAGGAGCAGCUCGGAGACCUGGACAAUGUGACCAUCCUCCAGGCCGACAUGCUUGAUUACGCUGCUCUCAAGGCCGCGGUGCCUGUGGUCGAGAAGAUCACGGGCGGGAAGCUUGAUUAUAUCAUCGCCAAUGCUGCCUGGGCAUCGCCCUGGUCGGCGUUCAGGAGUAUUGACUCACUAGCUAAGGAGCCCGAAAAGCUCGAGGAAGACUACGUCUACUCUUUCCGGGUGAACGUCGUUGGCAACGUCCACCUCUUGAACCUUUUCAUACCCCUUGUGCUUAAGGGAGAUGUAAAGAAGGUCAUCCACAUCGCAUCUGGCCAAUCCUCUGUCGACAUGAUCGCCAAACACGACAUCUCCAUCAUGACCCCAUACGCCGCCAGCAAGUCGGCCAUGAACAUUGUCACGUCCAAGUUCAGCGGCUUCUAUCGGGAGCAGGGCGUGCUGUUCUUGAGCGUUGCCCCCGGCUCUAAGACCAGCACUGACCAGUACCCAGUCACGGAUGAGAUCAAGGCCAAUAUGGCUUCUACAGGUGACAAGUUUAAGAGGUACGCACCUCACUUCGAACGCGACUUCACGCCGGAGGAGUCCGUCAAGGAGGUGCUCUCUGUCGUUGAAAGAUCCAGCAUUGGCCGUGGUGAUGCUGGUCAAUUUGUUUCUCAGUUUGGAAAUCAACAGUGGCUGUAG
This is a messenger RNA of Fusarium vanettenii 77-13-4, 816 nucleotides long. RefSeq lists its product as uncharacterized. Bases 1 to 816 code for a protein of 271 amino acids. The record is from RefSeq and is a predicted model, not a curated record. The transcript has 5 exons. Lineage: Eukaryota; Fungi; Ascomycota; Sordariomycetes; Hypocreales; Nectriaceae. Gene Ontology annotation, molecular function: oxidoreductase activity, acting on the CH-OH group of donors, NAD or NADP as acceptor.